Messenger RNA from Acanthoscelides obtectus, 807 nucleotides. The record is from the annotation of a GenBank genome assembly. NCBI's taxonomy places the organism in Eukaryota, Metazoa, Arthropoda, Insecta, Coleoptera, Chrysomelidae.
AUGGAACUCAACCGAGAACAUUUUCGCGCCAUAAUUUAUUACAACUUUCAGAGACAAUUAUCGCAACAAGAAUGCCCUGCUGAAUUACUGUCUGUCUUCGGCAACGAAGCGCCACAUCAGUCGACAAUUUCCCGCUGGUAUGGAGAAUUGAAACGUGGACGGGUGAGUCUUAGCGACGAUCCCAGGGUGGGUGCACCAAAAACGGCAUUGACUGAAGAGCAGAAAGCAGCCAGGGCUAAUUGGUGUCAAAAAACGCUUGACCGUUUCAAUUCCGGAAAUACAAAAAAUGUGUACAGCAUUGUUAGUGGUGAUGAAUCGUGGAUUUACUGUUAUGAAUCAGAAAAUAAACGACAGUCGGCUGUUUGGGUGUUCCAAGGUGAAGAACAGCCAACAAAAGUCAACCGUUCUCGAAGUGUUUCGAAGAUGGUCGCGACAUUUGUGUCAAAAGCGGGUCAUAUUGCAACGAUUCUUCUUAAUGAGCAAAGAACUGUUACUGCGGAUUGGUAUACCACCAUUUGUUUGCCAAAAGUCAUCACCGAGCUUCGAAAAAUCAACCCCGAAAGAAGAAUCAUCCUCCACCAAGACAAUGCAAGCUCGCACACAGCCCAAAGAACAAGGCAGUAUUUAACGGAAGAAAACGUGGAAAUAUUGGACCAUCAUCCAUAUAGUCCCGAUCUAAGUCCUAACGAUUUCUUUACUUUCCAGAAAAUUAAAAACAGACUGCGAUGGAAUAAGUGCUUCGAAAAUUGGUUCGAGCGCAUGCAGAUGUCUAUUAAUCUUCGUGGAGAAUACUUCGAAAGACAAUAA